Molecule: messenger RNA, 3191 nt
Organism: Dermacentor silvarum
Lineage: Eukaryota; Metazoa; Arthropoda; Arachnida; Ixodida; Ixodidae
Product: soluble guanylate cyclase 88E-like
Biological process (GO): cGMP biosynthetic process; response to oxygen levels; nitric oxide-cGMP-mediated signaling
Cellular component (GO): guanylate cyclase complex, soluble
Molecular function (GO): guanylate cyclase activity; oxygen sensor activity; heme binding
Source: RefSeq, a predicted model, not a curated record
CUUAAGUGCGACGGUUGAAGGAAAGUGGUUUUUAUAGUCGUCAACCUUUGUGAGGAUUGCGCAGCGUGGUGUUUCUGUGCACGUUCAUUCCCGGAAACUGUCUCGCCGAAGGAAGUAGGCGAUAAAGAGCAGACAUGUACGGACUGAUCUUCGAGAACUUGAGCCAGUACGUGACUUCGGUCUACGGGGCCGAACGCUGGGAGGAGAUCCGGCGCCGGUCAAGGAUCGAUCUGGCGACGUUCAGUACGCACGAGGUGUACCCGGACAACUUUGUCCACAAGCUCGUCAGCAAGGCGUGCAAGGUGCUGAAGAUCAGCGAACGGGACUUCCUCGAAGGCAUGGGCGUCUACUUCGUCUCGUUCCUGGCCCAGUACGGCUACGACCGCGUCCUGUCCGUGCUCGGUCGCCACAUGCGCGACUUCCUCAACGGACUAGACAAUUUGCACGAGUACCUCAAGUUCAGCUAUCCACGCAUGAAGGCGCCCUCGUUCUUCUGCGAGGACGAGUCCUCCACGGGACUGACGCUGCACUACCGGAGCACGCGGCGAGGGUACCUCUGGUACACCAUCGGCCAGAUCAAGGAAGUGGGCCGUCACUUCUACAAUACCGAAGUUCAAGUGGAUGUCCUGAAGGAGGAGUCCAUUUUCAACACACUACACGUCAUCAUGAGGCUCAGCUUUGACAAUAUGGCUUACCAACCACCGUCAUUAAAGCUGUUGGAAAACAAUAUAGACGUAUCGGCGAGGGUCCUGGACUCCUUAAUAAGAAGUCAUCGAGUGGGCACUCAGGAUGAAGAGGACAUGGUGAGCAGAACUCUGCUACCGGUGAAGGCAUUCGUGUUCCUCGAAAUCUUCCCUUUCUGCGUCGUGUUCAACGAGAGCCUGACCAUCACCAACAUCGGCAACAGCCUGCAGGCCGUAAUGCCCGCCGUGGUCGGAAAGCGCAUUCCCGAAGUAUUCGACCUCACCAAGCCGAUGGUGGAAUGUUCCUGGAAGUCGAUCAUGGGCCAUACAAAUAACGUGUUCGAGCUCACUUCCCUUGAGGCGGUACGAGCCCGGUGCAACCUGGAAAACAACCCGGACAACGUGUCUCAAUGUGAUUUCAGCGAGAACGGAGACUUCAAUUACGAGGACGCACUGCUGCACCUAAAGGGACAGAUGAUGUACAUGGACGAAUGGAAAAGCAUGGUGUACCUAGCAACACCAGUGAUGCGCGACCUGGAGACAAUGGUCUUGACGGGACUCUACAUCAACGACCUCAGUAUGCAUGACUUCAGCCGCGACAUGGUGCUUGCCGGACAGCAGCAAUCUGCUGAGCUCAAGCUCGCGCUAGACCAGGAGCUCCAGAAGAGCCGUCAGUUAGAGGAGUCUAUGCGCAAGCUGGACAUUGAGAUGAAGCGGACCGACGAGCUACUCUACCAGAUGAUCCCCAAAACAGUAGCCGACCAGCUGCGAAGUGGAGAGACUUCUGUCAACACCUGCCAGUACUUCGACUCGGUGACCAUUCUGUUCAGCGACGUGGUCUCGUUCACGGAGAUCUGCAGCCGCAUCACACCCAUGGAGGUGGUCUCUAUGCUCAACUCCAUGUACUCCCUAUUCGACGAGCUCACUGAAAAGCAUGGUGUCUACAAGGUGGAAACCAUCGGCGACGCGUACAUGGUAGUGUCCGGUGCCCCUGAACCGGAGCCCCACCAUUCGGAGAGGAUUUGCGAUAUGGGGCUCGCCAUGGUGAAGGUGAUAGGCGACCUUAAGGAUCCCUCUACAGGAAAAAGCCUCAAGAUACGUGUUGGUGUCCAUUCUGGCGCCGUGGUGGCCGGUGUUGUAGGCCUGAAAAUGCCGCGGUACUGCCUGUUCGGCGAUUCCGUCAAUACGGCAUCGCGAAUGGAAAGCACUAGUGAGGCCUUGCGGGUGCACAUCAGUCAGAAGACGAAGGAGCUACUGGAUGAAUCAAAGUGGCUGAUUCAGGAACGCGGAACGGUGGACGUGAAGGGCAAAGGCUCGAUGAAAACCUAUUGGCUCCAGGGAAAGAAAGGCCAGGCCAACGUCAACCGGCGAUACCCGGACGCUCCGACUGCCCUGUCCACCAAGCAGGAGUCGAAGCGCCGUAAGUCCUCUGUCGGGGCCCGCUCCGUGUAUUCGCCCGUGACGUAUGAGGAGAUAGCCAAGCACUCGCCGUCCAGUACGCCUCCACCCCACGGAGGAGCGAACACGACGUUGACCAAGCCCACCGCGGGCGACAUCACGGGCCCCACGGAGAUGCCCAAUGGUUCUUCACCCAAGCGUCGGACAAUGAGCGUCGCUCCCACGACCACGCCGGUGAACGCUUCGCCCCGGGAGACCAACGGACGGCCCACUCCUCGCAAAACUGCGUGGACCGAGCUUGAGCUGAAGGUUCCUACACAGCCCCUGUCUCCAGCGUCGGUAGUUACCGUGCCGCCGCCAGCCAUGCUGACCGCCGUCGGACUGCAGCCGCCGUGCCAGCAUUGCACACACUGUCACAACAACUACAAUCAGCAGCAACGGAGGCUGACCGACGCUUCGUCGGCCGAAUCUAGGGGUGACAAGCUGGGCUGCUGGGCAUCGUCACCGCCUCAUCGGGCUGGCGUCGGCGGCCAUCUAGCUCCGAGCGCAAGUGCCGGUGCUGGUGCGGGUUGUUCUAUAUUGUGAGGAAGAACACUUGGAGUGCCAAUGAGAACCAACCAGCAGAUGUCCAUAAACACAGAACUUACGGGCACCUGAACCGACUUGUUCAGUAGUGUUAUUUAUUGAAUUUCAAAAUGACGUUUGUCCGGGCGACAUUUGGGAGUGUUUUCGGCGGGACGGACCUGAAUAUCAACGCUUGCAUGUUAUGAAACAGUGCACUUGCAGCCAGAUGACCGCUACAUGGUUGUCAUUCAUCGAAAGCAAGCGCUUGUUUCUACACUUGGAGAGACCUGUGAAUCAGUCGUUAAGGUGUAUGACAGAUGGUUACUCAGAAUCUGCAGAAAGCAGGUGACAUCUUUCUGUAACCCACCUAGCCAAGAAUCUCCGGUCACAUGAACCUAUCAGGUAACAAAUAUCUCGAAAGAACAACUACACUACGUAAGUGCCCGAUACAACCGCACUACGUCAGUGAAAAAAGAAACAUUCCGGUGUGCAUCCUCAGGCGGUGCUUCUGGGCAUCCGGAAGUCUAUAGUUUUGCGAAGAUUUUA